AUGACGGGUUCACUGUAAAUACCCCAUAUCCAUGUUCACACACACAACCAUGUAGGCCUACAUGUUAUUGCGUACACACUGAAAUACCCCAGAAAAGUAAUAGAAUUGACGGCGACUAUUGCAAGCUAUGGCGUACAAUGUAAAGCAAUCAUGUAUUUUAGCAGUGUUGGGCUGCCCAAAUUGAUGAGCGCGGUCUUGAACCAACGGUAAAGAAAUGCACAAUUGUUGGUUAUUUUUUCGUGUACGUUGACCAACGUGUACUGGUUAGCUGUAAAGGGCUGUCAACUGUGGAAGGCAUACAUCGACAGGUACAAUUGCGGCCACGGGAGUAGACAUUGGACAAGUCACAAAAACAAUGAAGUGCUGGAAGUGUGGCGUCCAGAAACUUUCGAAAGAGUUCCCGCCAUGGACCAUAAUGGAGACGUGCCAACAUGCGGCAUUGCAUUGCCUCAGGUGCGUGACGGCUCAUGUCGAGCAACACGGCAAUUGCUCCCAAUGUGAAAGUCCAGUUGGUCUCGAUUCAAUUCGUCUUAAACACUGCCACAGUAUGCUGGACGCUAUGUUUCCUGAGUACAAGAUCACUUACGAGCCCACUUUGGAAGCGGACACGGCUGGUGAGAAAGGCUACAUCAGUCUGGCAAUGCUGAAUGGUGACAGCACGAGUGUUGAGCUGAACGCGGCCAUGACGGUCUUCAAGUUGAGAGGGAUCGUCAAGAAAGAACUUGGAGUGCCAUUUGAGAAUCAACAACUGAUUUACAAUGGAACGGAAAUGAAGGAAUAUACAGAAGAUCAAGCCACAACAAACCUCGGCUACUACAAAGUCCCCCCUUCAGCAACCAUCUACGUCAGACGUCUUCUGUACGCAGUUCAAAACAGCAACUUAAAGAAGGUAGUCUUCGAUCUCAACUGGGGCUAUCCAGCAGGGGGAAAAGACUUUCUGGACGCAACUGCGAUCAUCUUCAGCGGUACCGAGUUGGUAGACUAUCUGGAUUACAGAAAACUAUCCCAUGACUCAAUGAGUCAUUCCGGUGACGUCAUGGACAACCACAGGAAAAAGGGGCACCAUUUAAUCACCGUCAAUCUUCAGGAAGUUCCCGAUGAGUUCACACACAUCUUCUUCACAUUGAGCUCGUAUGAGUCACCCACCAUCUCAAAGUUCCCAAACCCGAGUUUGAAGUUCUAUGAGAAGGACCGGCCAGAUGAGAUGCUGUGUGAAGACACGGUGGAGAAAACCAAUUUCUCGCAGGCGAUCGUCAUGUGCUGGAUUUCCAGGGAUAAGGGGAAGUGGUGUGUGUAUAGUGCCGGGAAGGCGUCGGCAGGCAAUUCGGAGGACUAUGAGCCCCUUUAUAAGACAAUCUCGGACAUUAUUGCUAAUGGACUGUAAAUAGUAGGUGUGUGCAUCUGAAACAACAACAAUUACAAAAUAUGCAGUAACUGAUCAAUUUAUCUUUCUCUUUGAUGGUAUUGGUUUAUUAUCGUAUUUUUUGAAUAGGUGUAGGGUUCGCCAAAGGACAACGGGUUGAUCAAAAACGACUGCACUUGUGUACCAUCUCGUGUUAUCUUUUGGGGGUAUUAGUUGUUUGAGUGGUGAAUACGCACAAAAUUUGAUUAUAAAAAAGGUUAACGAAUUCAUGGACUCUAAAAUUUAGUUUUGCUGCGGUCGUACUUCGAAAAGCAAACCAAGCCUGCUGAGAUGAUGAACAAUUUUAUAAUAUGGAACUAGUUGAAGUAAAUUUGUAUUUAUUUUAUAAAAUUUUACUUGAUGUUUUUGGUUUAUUUGUACUCUCUUAAUGUAAAAGAGU
This is a messenger RNA of Asterias rubens (European starfish), 1802 nucleotides long. RefSeq lists its product as uncharacterized. The record is from RefSeq and is a predicted model, not a curated record. The transcript has 4 exons. Bases 356 to 1384 code for a protein of 342 amino acids. Gene Ontology annotation, molecular function: protein binding. Lineage: Eukaryota; Metazoa; Echinodermata; Asteroidea; Forcipulatida; Asteriidae.